Molecule: messenger RNA, 885 nt
Organism: Saccoglossus kowalevskii
Lineage: Eukaryota; Metazoa; Hemichordata; Enteropneusta; Harrimaniidae
Product: adhesion G protein-coupled receptor L2-like
Biological process (GO): adenylate cyclase-activating G protein-coupled receptor signaling pathway; cell surface receptor signaling pathway
Cellular component (GO): plasma membrane
Molecular function (GO): G protein-coupled receptor activity
Source: RefSeq, a predicted model, not a curated record
AUGACUGUAAGCAAGGUGUAUGAUAAUAUUAAUGUAGAACACUUACCUUAUUACUUUCAUGCAGUGUGUCCUGCUAUUUUUGUUGGCGUAUCGGCUGCCGCAAGACCACAAGGAUACGGUACUGAACUAUAUUGCUGGCUGUCUUCAGAACAUAAUCUCACCUGGGCAUUCCUUGGCCCAGUUCUUGGAAUAAUAGUUAUAAAUAUAUAUUUACUUGCACGUGUUAUGCUUGAGAUUAUAUCAGUACAGUCAAAGAACGUGGAUAAAAGCAACAAACUGACGAAUUUGAAAAAUAAUGCCAAAGCUACCGCUAUAUUAUUGCCUAUACUUGGACUGACGUGGAUAUUUGGAAUUUUUGCUCUAAACGAUGAGCUAGUUGUCUUCCAGUAUUUAUUCACCAUAUUUAAUGCAUUUCAGGGGUUAUUCAUCUUUAUCUUCCACUGUGCGCUGAACUCAGAAGUACGGAAUGCGCUGAGACGAAAACAAAGAAAUUGGGCCUUGACCAAGAGUAGUUUUGGUACGCCCUCAGUCGGAAUAAGUCCAGACUGUACCAAGGAAAGAAGCACAACCGACAGCAGAGCUAGGUACAAUUCUACCACCAUAACAGGACGGCCAACUACCAUGACUUCCGUGACAGUGUCAGUCAAACACUGCGCUGGAUUAGUUGUAACCAAUCUCGAAGAAUCACAGGAGGCAUGUUCCAACGCUGAUACCAUGCCAUUGGCUGUCACCCCUUCGAAGUCUCGCCAUCCCACCAUCAUUGAAAACGAAGCCAGUUCCUCGAGCUACUCAAAUCCCGUGGAGGCAGUUGCUGUAGUAAGACCAGAGAGUGGUGUAUCGAGCACAUCAUCCAAUGCUACAAAAAUGACUGAAGUCACGGAUUAA